This is a messenger RNA of Theobroma umbraticum, 1401 nucleotides long. Its product is annotated as subtilisin-like protease SBT2.5. NCBI's taxonomy places the organism in Eukaryota, Viridiplantae, Streptophyta, Magnoliopsida, Malvales, Malvaceae. Gene Ontology annotation, molecular function: serine-type endopeptidase activity. Gene Ontology annotation, biological process: proteolysis. The record is from RefSeq and is a predicted model, not a curated record.
UUUAGACUUCUUUUCAAAUUUUCUGGAGUUAUUAUUCAAGUUGACUAUCAACUUUGCAGCUCCCACGGCAGGAGAAACACAUUACCCCAUAGCUGCAGCAGCUGAUGUAUGUGUGAGGACUGCAACCACCAUCUCUGUUGAUAGUUGUCAACAUUCAGAACCUUUCAUCGCAGCCUUGGUCCGGGGAAAGCUUAUUAUCUGCACAUAUACAUUUGAAUAUGAGUAUGAGUCUGCAAGCAUUGCAACUGUUGCAGACACCAUGAAGCAAAUAGGAGCUGCAGGUUUUAUAAUCACAGUGGAUCCUAAUAUUGGUUCUGAGCAAGUCAAAGGUACCACGCUGACACUGCAGAUCCCUGCCAUUAUCCUCAACAACAUGCAUGCAUCUUCGGCUUUAUGGGAGUACUACAAUUCCCGUACUGUCAGGGGCAGGAGGGGACAGGCAGUAGUAUUUGCUGCAAGUGCAAGAAUAUUAGAUGGAAGGCGAGCAACUUAUACCGGGCAGGCCCCGAUUGUGGCAUCCUACUCUUCUAGAGGUCCAGAUGUGAACAAUGCACUUCUGCAGACUGCUGAUGUCCUUAAACCAAAUGUCUUGGCCCCAGGGUCCUCUAUUUGGGCUGCUUGGAGUCCUAGCAGCGAAGGAGAUCAAUACAUCAAUGGGCAAAGUUUUGCACUUAUGUCUGGUACUAGCAUGGCGACCCCUCACAUUGCUGGCAUUGCUGCUUUGAUCAAGCAAAAACAUCCUAAAUGGGGUCCUGCUGCUAUCACAUCAGCAAUGAUGACAACUGCUGAUAGAACUGAUAGUUCGGGUGCUCCCAUUCUAGCUCAAUCAACAAACCAACUUGCUCCAGCUACUCCAUUUGAUUUUGGGGCAGGAUCCAUCAAUGUGACUCUAGCAAUUGAACCAGGACUUAUAUUCAAUGCUAAUUUCGAACACUAUGUUCAAUUUCUUUGUGCUGUUCCAGGUGUUGAUGGUAAGUCUGUGAGACAAGCAGUAGGAGUUGAGUGCCCAACUAAUAGGAAGUUCUGGUGCUCAGAUUUGAACACAGCAAGUGUAACAAUUUCUAAUUUAGUUGGAUCAAGGGAGGUCAUCCGACAAGUAACAAAUGUGGGCCAUAUGAACGAAAGAUAUAGAGUACUUGUGAGGGAGCCAUUUGGUGUGAAUGUUACCGUCUUGCCACCAGUGUUCAAAAUCAGAGGCUAUGCUUCAAGGCACCUGAAGCUCAUAUUCCAAGCAACUGGGACAACAAAUGCUUACACAUUUGGGGAAAUGGUAUUGCAGAGUAUGAUGCACACUGUAAGAGUUCCUUUAGCCGUUUUUGUAGGUUCUGCCGUAAGGUCUUGAAAUUUGUUUGAGGCAUGUCUACAAACAAUCAAACCCUCACUCUCUUAACCAAAGAAACA